AUGCGGUUGAGGAAGCAACUACAUCCCACUGCCCUCUCUUUCUCCUCCUCUCCCCGUCAGGGCAUAGUGUACGUGGUUGACUGUGGCUUUGUCAAGCAACGGUUCUUCGACCCUGUAUCAAACGUGGAUGCGCUACUGCUAGUGCCCGUGUCACGAGCAUCAGCACAGCAGAGGGCAGGCAGGGCAGGGCGAGUGAGGCCAGGGAAAUGCUACAGACUGUACACAGAGCACAGCUACUUGACAGAUCUUGCCGCCCACACAAUCCCGGAGAUCCAGCGAUCAGAUCUCACAGCAACAGUGCUGCAGCUCAAGUCGCUCGGCAUCGACAACAUCAUGCGAUUCGAUUGGCUCUCGCCGCCCGCGCCGUCCGCCAUGAUCCGCGCACUAGAGACGCUCUUUGCCGUCCGGGCGCUGGAUAUGGACGGCAGACUGACCAGGCCUGUUGGAGUCCAGCUGGCAGAGUUUCCUCUGGACCCUCUGAUUGCCUUCAUGCUGCUUGUAUCGGCCAAUGCACCUGGCACCACCGCUGAUGGUGCUACUGGUACUGCGAUGAAGAGUGGAGGGGGUGGAGGUGGCGUGGGUGGGGGGAAGGAGGAGGAUGAUGAGGAGGAGGAAGACGGAGAUGGGGAGGACGCUGAUGGUUGUUCCGAAGAGAUGUGUACAGUUGCUGCGUCACUGUGUGUGCAGGUGAGAGGAGGAGAGUGUUGGCUUGCAGACGGGAGGUUGGAGCGGUUGGGAGUCAGUGUGGGUGGGCAGCAGCGGCAGGCAGAGGGAGUCAGACAGACUCAAAGAGCGAUUCGCUGCUGCAGAGUGAGGCCGGCCAAAAACAUAACUCAGUUGACCUCACUGCAACGCCAACCCCUUCCUCACUGCAACGCCAACCCCUUCCUCACUGCAACGCCAACCCCUUCCUCACUGCAACGCCAACCCCUUCCUCACUGCAACGCCAACCCCUUCCUCACUGCAACGCCAACCCCUUCCUCACUGCAACGCCAACCCCUUCCUCACUGCAACGCCAACCCCUUCCUCACUGCAACGCCAAACCCUUCCUCACUGCAACGCCAACCCCUUCCUCACUGCAACGCCAACCCCUUCCUCACUGCAACGCCAACCCCUUCCUCUGUGUUCUGCAACGCCAACCCCUUCCUCUGUGUUCUGCAACGCCAACCCCUUCCUCUGUGUUCUGUGCGUUCGAUGCUCUCUCUCUUCUCCCACCAGGGCGACUUUGGCGACUUUGUCUCCUACCUGAACGUUGCAGUUUACAGCCAACCGACUGCAGACAUCUUCCCUCGUCUAUUCCUCUUUGGCCCUCACCCCUCCUUCACCUCUCCUUACCCCUUCUCAUCCCUCCCCAUCCCCCCAUCUCAGCUGCGAGUGGACGAUGUGAGGGGGCGGCUGAGGAGGGGCCUCAGGCGCUUUUCAAAUCUGCCUCCUCACCCCUCCCCACCCCUUCUCGUCCAUCCUCACUCCUCCCUACCCCUCCCCGCCCCCACAUCUCAGCUGCGAGUGGACGAUGUGAGGGGGCAGCUGCGGAAAGGGCUAAGGCGCCUGGGGCUGAAGCUGCUGCCAUGCAGAGGUGACGUCAUGGUGGUCCCCCUACCUGUCCCUCCUCUUCCCCAUUUCUGUUGCUUGCCUUCCCACCCACACCCACCCACAACCCCACCACACCCCCUCCAACCCCGCACCACCCCUGAUUCCACCAGCUGCUCCAGCAGGCAGCAGUGCCAUCUUUUAUCACUUCUCGCCACCCACCAAUAUUUUGUUCCACUCUCCCCUCUGCCAACCCCUACUCCUCUCCACCAGCUGCUCCAACGGGCAGCGGCGGCCUCUCUCUUCGUGAAUGCGGCUCAGCUCAUGCCUGAUGGUGACGGAUCAACAUACAAGUCCGUGAGGGGCAAUCUGCAUCUUAAGAUUCACCCUUCGUCCGUCCUUUUCAGAGUGGCGCCGCAGUGGGUGGUGUACCGCACUGCAUCACAAGUGCCAUUCUAUUGCCCCCUCCCCCUUCCCCUGCAUCCAUGA
This is a messenger RNA of Closterium sp. NIES-65, 2019 nucleotides long. The record is from the annotation of a GenBank genome assembly. NCBI's taxonomy places the organism in Eukaryota, Viridiplantae, Streptophyta, Zygnematophyceae, Desmidiales, Closteriaceae.